Salvelinus sp. IW2-2015 is the source of this 850-nucleotide messenger RNA. NCBI's taxonomy places the organism in Eukaryota, Metazoa, Chordata, Actinopteri, Salmoniformes, Salmonidae. The record is from RefSeq and is a predicted model, not a curated record.
AUGGCUACACCCACCCGCAACACGCCUCCAGCAGGAGACUGUGGGGAGAUCACAUCACGGGCCAACGUGGACUACCAGACAAUUGUGAGGGAUACCAUCAGGCAUAUCGGCUAUGACAACUCAGAUAAAGGUUUUGACUAUAAGACCUGUAACGUGCUGGUGGCUCUGGAUCAGCAGUCCCCUGACAUCGCACAGGGAGUUCACAUCGACCGGAUGGAGAGCGACAUUGGAGCAGGAGACCAGGGUCUGAUGUUUGGUUAUGCCACUGAUGAGACAGAGGAGUGCAUGCCUCUCACCAUCGUCCUCUCACGCACACAACUUCCUUUUUGGUGCAGUUUUCAUUACGUUUUUCUUUGGUUUCAGUAAUGCCUAAAGCAUUAAACUGGAUUAAAUACAUUGUGGGUUGACUCCACUUUUGUAUCCGCUAAAACCGCCUUUUGUUAUAAAGUGAAUGACCAAAUCUGAAGGUAGAAGAGCCAUACUUUACGUAGCAGUGACAUCUUACUACUACUAAUUGAUACCAUGAAAGUACACGUGUUAACGACACUGUAUUUUACAUGCUGUGAUUGACACAUGAAGUGUUAUUCAUUAUUAAUUUCCUUUUUCAAAACUUUUCAUAAUGAAAUUCAGGGAAGGGUCGUCAAGUAACGUUGAUCAAUUAGAGAGGUUCAAUAGUUAAGUUGAAUGCUUUAUGUGAAACUUCAUUCAAAUUUAUGCUGUAUUACUGUUACUGCUCUAAAACCCUGUGAACCGCUCUAAAACCUUGUGAACUCAGAUCCUUCAUAUACAGUUUGUCAAUACUGGAAAAUGUAAAUAGGCUUUGGAACAAUAAAAUAUUUUAAGAAACAUG